Purpureocillium takamizusanense is the source of this 1674-nucleotide messenger RNA. RefSeq lists its product as uncharacterized. Gene Ontology annotation, cellular component: plasma membrane. The record is from RefSeq and is a predicted model, not a curated record. Gene Ontology annotation, molecular function: GTPase activator activity. The transcript is spliced from 3 exons. Lineage: Eukaryota; Fungi; Ascomycota; Sordariomycetes; Hypocreales; Ophiocordycipitaceae. Bases 1 to 1437 code for a protein of 478 amino acids.
AUGCAUCUCCCCAACGGCUUCACCGUCGCCGCGCUGCUGGCCGGGGCGACGAGCCUCGCCGCCGGGCAGUUCGUCUUCCCCACGGGCUCGACGCGCCUCAACGCCAAGGAGCAGUGCACCAUCCGCUGGAACACGGACGGCCUGCAGGCGCCCCUGUCCAUCAACCUCGUGCCGGGCGAUGGAGCCCAGAGCGGCACCGUCGCGGACAAGAUUGCCGCCAACAUUCCCAACUCGGGCUCUCUCACCUGGACGCCAGCCGCCUCCAUCGCCGCCCUGCCGUCCUUUGCCAUGGUCAUCCUCGACGCGCGCGGCGCCGUGGUCCUCACCUCGGAGCCUUUUAUCAUUGCUGCGCUUGCCAACCAACAACAGCAGCAGCAGAAUCAAAAGCAGCAGAAGAAGCAGCAGCAACAACAAGCGACGGCAACGCGGCGCCGCGGAGGCGCUGGUGGUAAUGGUGGUGGUGGUGGCAGCCGCACCCGCUCCGUCGAGAGGAUAGAGGCGACGGACGCCGUGGGCGGUGACAAUGACGGCAAGCCCGGGCUGAAGCCGUUGCCCAACGUCGCCGACGGCAACAACAACAACAAUAACAACAACAACAAGGACGGUGAGAAGAACCAGGGCGACAAGGAUCAACAACAGCGGCAGCAGCAGGACGGAAAGAAGAAGAAGAAGACGCAAAAGGGCAACGGCGACGAUGACGAUAACAACAACAAUAAAGACCAGGGCAACGACAAGCAGGGCAACAACAACGACAACAACAAUGCCGGCGGCUCGCUCAAGCCCCUCCCCAACGCCGCCGCUCCGGCCAACUCAGCCCAGCCGGAGCCGGAGCCGGAACAGCCCAAGAAGGACAACGGCAGGCAGCCCGAUAACAAGCAGCCCGCGGACGCAAAAACAACAACAGCAGCAGCAGCAGUGGGGGCAGCGCCACCCUCUUCCACUCCAGCCGCCGCCGUCUCUCCCCCUCCCGCCGCCGAGCCGACCACCCCCCCUGCUGCCGAUUCCGCAGAGGCAGGCGAUCAGAAGAACCAGCCACCCACCACCCUCGCCCCCUCCCCCUCCUCCGUCUCAGAGCGCGCCCUCGCCGCCGCCGCGGACGGAGAUGGCGACGCCGGCGGCCUCGGACGCGGCGACGAUGGCUCGAACCCGCUCUUGCGAACCCUCCUCCCAGGCAUCAUCAGCACCCGCAGCCGCACCAGCACCCGCGGCGGUGGCAACAAGGGCAGCGGCACCACCACGCCGCGACCCAUCUACACGACGCUGACCGACGUGGACAUCAGCCUGUCCGCCGAGGCGACGCCCGAGCCCGGGGGUCGCGGCGGCCCCGGCCUGACCAACAACAACUCGCAAAAGUCCGCCGCCGCGGGAGGGGCCCGGUCCGACGUCCUCCUUCUCGCGGGGCUGGCACUCAUCGUGGGAGUUGGAAUGAUGGUGUAAAAGGUUGUCGUUUGAACGACACCCGGGGGGAGAUGGAGGGGCCAUGCAUGCCUUGGAUACCACGGGAGAUGGGCGCUAUGAUCUUUGCUUGCUUGCUUACGAUUGUAUAGAUCGGUGGACAACGGGGGGAGCACGCAGCUGGUGCUGCUGCUCGGGAAAAUAAAUACCACCAUCAUCCUCAUAUUCUUCUUGUUCUCUAUGGUCCACUCAAAAUUAGAUUGAAAAUACACGAUGCGC